Naumovozyma castellii is the source of this 2067-nucleotide messenger RNA. RefSeq names its product NADPH--hemoprotein reductase (gene NCP1). The record is from RefSeq and is a predicted model, not a curated record. Lineage: Eukaryota; Fungi; Ascomycota; Saccharomycetes; Saccharomycetales; Saccharomycetaceae. The coding region runs from base 1 to 2067 and encodes 688 amino acids. The transcript has a single exon.
AUGGAUAACACGGAUAUUAUUGUUCUUACUUUGCUCUUCCUGGGUCUGGCAUUGUACUACAACAGAGAGACCAUUAGGUACAUAUUCUCCUCCGAUGACGACGAUGUUACCGCUGUCAACUCGUCUGGGUCCAGAGACAUUGUCCAAGUAUUGCUAGAAAACAACAAAAAUUACUUAGUUCUUUAUGCUUCCCAAACAGGGACUGCGGAGGAUUAUGCCAAAUCAUUCUCCAAGGAAUUGAGUAGUAAGUUCUCGUCAUUAAAUGUCAUGUGUGCUGAUAUUGAAUCAUACGAUUUUGAUACUUUGAAUUCGCUACCUAAAGAUAUUAUUGUCUCUUUCUUUAUCUCCACGUAUGGUGAAGGUGAUUUUCCCGAUGGAUCCUUCUCAUUUGAGCAAUUUAUAAUCACUGCAAGUGAUGAUGCAUUGUCUUUGAAUAAUGUGGAUUUCACAAUUUUUGGAUUGGGGAAUUCUACUUAUGAAUUUUAUAAUGGUGCUGCUAAGAAAUGUAGAAAAUAUUUGGUUGGUGCUGGUGCUACACAAUUGGGCCCUCUAGGGGAAGGUGAUGACGGAAGAGGAACCACUGAUGAAGAUUAUUUGGCGUGGAAGGAGGAAAUGUUGGAAAUUUUAAAAAGCAAAUUGCAAUUGAGUGAAAGAGACCAAAUAUUUUCUCCUUCAUACGAUUAUAUUGAACUAUCUGAAAUUAAUGAUUCUGUUGCUUUGGGAGAACCUUCCAAAGAAUAUUUGCCUAAUGAAAAAUUGAAUGUAAAUGCCCAAGGUGUUCAAGUCGGACCUUUCGAUCAUUCCCAUCCAUAUGUAGCGCCUGUCACUUCUUCCAGAGAAUUAAUCAGUAAUAGUGAGGAUAGACAUUGCGUUCAUAUCGAAUUUGAUUUAAGAGGAUCCAAUUUGAAAUACUCAACUGGUGAUCAUGUUGCCAUUUGGCCAUCUAAUCCCGUUGAAAAAGUCAAUCAAUUUAUUAAAGUGUUUAACUUGAACCCUGAUGAAAUCUUUGAAUUGAAAUGUUUAGAUGAAACUAUAAAACCUCCUUUUCCUACCCCUACCACUAUUCAUGCCGCAGUAACCCAUUAUAUGCAAAUUACCGGACCUGUUUCAAGACAAUUCAUUACUCAACUGGUUCAGUUUGCACCAAAUGAUGAAAUCAAAGAAAGAUUGGUUACUCUAUCUAAGAACAAGGAAAAAUUUGCUGAUGAAAUUACAUCUAAAAAUUUAAACAUUGCUGACAUCAUUGAUAUCAUUAACAAGGAUUCCGAAAAACCAUUCAUUGCGCCCUGGAAUUUCUUAAUCGAAUCUAUUGUUCGAUUACAGCCACGUUAUUACUCCAUUUCUUCCUCAUCUUUAUCUGAAAGACAAACUGUUCAUGUCACUGCGGUUGUUGAAUCGUCAUUUAAUGAAGUUACCAAUAACGCCACUGUAGGUAUUACCACUAACUUGUUAAGAAAUAUUGAACUUGUUCAAAACGAUGAAAAUGAUUCCAAUCUCCCUGUACAUUAUGAGUUAGAUGGUCCACGUCACCUAUUCGAGUCAUUUAAGUUACCUAUCCAUAUUCGCCGUUCCACUUUCAAACUACCCAGCAAUCCGCAGACUCCGAUAAUUAUGGUGGGACCUGGUACAGGUGUGGCACCAUUUAGAGCGUUCAUUAGAGAACGUGUCAAGUUUUUGGAAACUAAUAAUGAUAAUUUAACUUUGGGGAAGCAUUUAUUAUUUUAUGGUUCGAGAAAUCAUGACGAUUUUCUUUAUAAAGAAGAAUGGCCCAUUUAUGCUGAAAAACUGGGUGAUUCAUUUGAAAUGAUAGUGGCCCAUUCGAGGUUGGACCCCGGUAAGAAAGUUUACGUACAACAUAAUCUAAAGGAAAGAUCCGAGGAAGUUUUCCAGUUGAUUUCACAAGGUGCAUUCAUCUACGUUUGUGGUGAUGCUCAAGGAAUGGCUAAGGAUGUUAAUGAAACUUUGAUCAAGAUAUUAGCAGAGGGAAAAAACAUUAAGGAAUCUGAAGCAUCAGACAUUAUUAAGGCUUUGAAGGUAUCAGGAAAAUUCCAAGAGGAUGUAUGGUGA